Molecule: messenger RNA, 880 nt
Organism: Diachasmimorpha longicaudata
Lineage: Eukaryota; Metazoa; Arthropoda; Insecta; Hymenoptera; Braconidae
Gene: ODA-Dnal1
Product: dynein axonemal light chain 1
Exons: 3
Coding region: 319-864 (181 amino acids)
Biological process (GO): outer dynein arm assembly
Cellular component (GO): cytoplasm
Molecular function (GO): dynein heavy chain binding; alpha-tubulin binding
Source: RefSeq, a predicted model, not a curated record
AGUCUCACGCCAAUGUUAAUAAUGACCCCGGUGGUAGGAAGUGCCACCGGCGAUUCUGGCAGUUGACAGCAACAAAAACAUUCGCAUGUAGACAGCUCACAGGUGAUUUCUUUCCAUCAAAUGAACCUAUCCCCUUAUUUGCCAAUAUUUUGUUUGGCGAUAAUUUUAUAAAAUUCUAAAGACGAGUAAAAAGUAAAUAAAAUUUCUUUCACUCUCUCCUCCUCUCGAAAAAAUAUAUAAGUAAAAUGAUCUUCAUCGAGAUUCUUUUAUUUCGGUUUCCAAGGAAAGACAAUUCUUUAAGUUCUCUUGGGAAAUGUGAUGACAGCUCCUACCACUUGUAAAGAAGCCAUCAAGAGAUGGGAAGAGCAGACGGGCAAAUCCUCUGGCGAAGCAAAAGAAGUCAUUCUGUCAUUUCAGUGGCCUCCAAUGGAAAGGAUGGAUAAUAAUUUAUCAAUCUUAAUUAAUGUCGAGAAAUUGUCCCUGUCAACUAAUAUGAUUGAAAAAAUAGCUGGUCUUGAGGCUCUCCGGAACUUGAAAAUCCUGUCCUUGGGGAGAAACUAUAUAAAGACAUUUGCCGGGCUGGAACCUGUUGGAGGGCAUUUGGAACAAUUAUGGAUUUCUUAUAAUCUCAUUGAGAAAAUCAAAGGUGUCAACGUAUUUAAAGCUCUGAAAGUUCUCUACAUGGGAAAUAAUCUCGUAAAGGACUGGUCGGAAUUUAAUCGACUGCAAGAUAUCCCAAAAUUGGAAGAGCUCAUUUUAAUAAAUAAUCCUAUUUGUGAGAAUUUGGAUGCCGAAUCCUGGAGGACUCAAGUCACUAGACGUCUUCCAAAGUUAAAGAAAUUAGAUGGUGUUCCUAUUGUGUAAGUAAAAAUACAAAUUU